This is a messenger RNA of Physcomitrium patens, 2319 nucleotides long. RefSeq lists its product as uncharacterized. The record is from RefSeq and is a predicted model, not a curated record. Gene Ontology annotation, biological process: non-motile cilium assembly. Gene Ontology annotation, cellular component: ciliary transition zone. Lineage: Eukaryota; Viridiplantae; Streptophyta; Bryopsida; Funariales; Funariaceae.
CUAGUGUAGUCAUGUAGGAUGAGCAAGAUUUCAGUAGAUUUUCUACUGCUGAGAAAGGAUGUAUCAUCGUGUAGCAUUCACUGCGGUCAGUUCAAGCUGCAUAGAUUUGCAGCGGUUCGACACGAACGACUGCUGGUACUUCUUUGAUAAGGUACAAGCGCGAGUGGCUUGUUCAAAACACGAUGUGUAGGCCUUGUUCCAGAUGCGAAACAACCCUGAUUCAGUUGAAGAGCAGUUGUCACAGGCCUGUAUGGCGAGAAAUCUGCCAGAAGCUGCUUUGUUUAGCUUGUGCAUUGAUUCUGUUGGUGGCUUUUCAAAAAGUAAGUGCUUUUUGAAAUUGAGAAGUCAUGUCUUGUCUCACAUUUCUUUGGAUUGGAAAGGCAUGUUUGUCUAUGGACGUUUCCCGUGAACAAAUGUCUUGUAUUCACAUUGCACAUGAAGCAGUUAAUUGGAACAAGCAAUUCAGUUGGCGCAACCAUUUCUUUUGAACAAUAUUCAUUCAAUCUGUGAACAACUGAUCGCCUGAACAACCACCAUAGCAAUGAGCUUGCCGUUGCCAACAGCUAAGAUUAUUGAAAUUCAACGUCCAAAGUGAUGGUGAGCAUCUUAUCUCUCCGUGCACUUAGAAUAUUCAGUGCGUGAGAGAGGGUUUGUCUUCUUGGCCAUCAGCCCAUAACCUGUUUGCGAUCAUCAGCGACGGAGAAUGUUAGAGUAAAACCGCUCUAGAUCCGUGUCGAGAAGGGAGAGCCAUUGGGAGACCUAUUCUGUCGUAACUAAGCAUUCCGACACGACAAUAGCGUCAACUUUAGUGGAAAUCGUCCACCCGGAAGCCACGAUCUCUGAAGAUUGCGAAGGGGUAGAAUGAGCCCGUAAAACAUGUGAUUGUGCACACGGAGCUAUGGCUCACUCAAGCCAGUUUGAAAGUUUCGGACCCUUGAGUGUGUCGAGACGAGAGCGGCGUGUGCUCGAAGGAGGUCCGAUAUCUGAGGAACGGUUUCUGCAACUGCAAAGUGAGGUGUAUCGUCUGCGGAAAGAAGCAAAUGCAAGGGACGAGGAACACAAACUAUUGCUUGCCAAGCUAUCUAGGGCCGAAGAUGCAGCAAAACGAAACAUAAGGGAUUGCUUCCAACGGUCUUUGGAGCCUAGUAAAAUGAAAACUAAUAUAAUUGCGGCCGUCAAUCACACGUUUUACACCGAUCAAAGAGUGAGAGAGUUGGACGAUAAGCUACGAGAUAAACAAAGGGAAUUUGACAAGGUAAAUGAGUAUAACAAGCAGUGCAAGGCUGACAUCACCAGCUUGAAAACAAGACUGGACAUUAUGUCGAGGCAUGCGCGACGGACCACACAUGUCGUCACUCCUCGUGAUUUAAGCUCUGCGAGCUCCGGCUAUUACGAGAAGGGGGCAAAGGAACUGCGCAAGGAGCUUCAGAACCUGCAGACGGAGAACCUCAAUCUGCAGUUUCAAUUAUCAAACCUAUCUCAACGACCACUGUCCAGAAAAGCAGAGUCUAGAUCUUCGCAGAGUAUGCAAGAUGUUUCUUGCCAGGCAGAAAACGGUGACUUGGAGGAAUAUGUGUUGAAGCAGAAUAUGCAGUCCGCGCAAGAAGCCUCUGUUCAAAUGAUUGAGACGUGGCAACAGCUAGAGAAUCUGCAGAAUCUUUACGAUAAUUCCAUGGCAGAAUUGCAAUCACUGACAGCGAAUGACGAGAAACUGUUAGGCAAAUUGCGCGACGCUCGUCUUGAGCUAAAUGAGGAACGAAAGAAGUCCAUGCGCUUGGAGAUUUCUGUGAAGAAUCUGUCGCAGGAAGUGGAUAUUGCCAAGCAAACGGAAAUCCUCCUGCAACAGGCACGCCAGCAGAAUCUCCAGCUGGAAACUGAGAACGCUGAGUUAAUUUCGUCAGCCUUAAGAAGCCCUGUCCGAUCAAGGCCUAACAAAGUUGACUAGAAGGCAAUCAUUCAGCAGCCACUGUUACAGGAAAGCCAGGCAUGACGUACGCUCCGCUCCAGACCAACCGGGCUCUCAAAGUUGCAACAUCUUGUUGCUGUUGCCAAGUCGUCUCUAAGAAACUUUGGUUUCAUAAAAUCACAAACAAUGAACCUAAUGCUGGGACAGAUCCAGAAUUGCAAGGCAGAUCACCUGGUUUCCGUGUCAUUAAGAGGUGAUAUUAUCACAACAGCAUGUUGUUGGUCCAAUCUGACCCCACUGUUUAUCUAAAAUGACACAUUCUGUGUGACGCUCGUUCAAUGAAAUGGUGGCUAGUGUAUAUUAACAAAUUGCUAAAAUCAUCAUUCAGAACUUUCUGCACUUUCCUUGUGAAA